Eucalyptus grandis is the source of this 738-nucleotide messenger RNA. RefSeq names its product acyl carrier protein 1, mitochondrial. Gene Ontology annotation, cellular component: mitochondrion. Gene Ontology annotation, molecular function: acyl carrier activity; acyl binding. The coding region runs from base 87 to 485 and encodes 132 amino acids. The transcript has 2 exons. NCBI's taxonomy places the organism in Eukaryota, Viridiplantae, Streptophyta, Magnoliopsida, Myrtales, Myrtaceae. Gene Ontology annotation, biological process: fatty acid biosynthetic process. The record is from RefSeq and is a predicted model, not a curated record.
CUGCAUCCACUUAUUACAGUCUUACACUUUACCUCCUCCUCCUUCCGCUGCCGUCACAGUAGAGAGAGAGAGAGAGAGAGAGAGAAAUGGCGAUGAGAGCCGCGAUCCUCCGCCACAUCCGCCUCCCGGCGAGGGCCCAAACCCUAGCCGCCGCCGCCGCCGCCGCCGCCCCGAGAUCGUGGGACCAGAGCCCCCUCGGAGGCUCCCGGGCCAUGUCCUCGCACGGCGACGACCACCUCGCCAAGGAGGAGGUUGCCGAGAGGGUCCUCUCCGUCGUGAAGAGCUUCCCCAAAGUCGAUCCCGCCACGGUGACUCCUGAUGUUCAUUUCCAAAAUGAUUUGGGCCUAGAUAGCUUGGACAACGUAGAGAUUGUAAUGGCACUGGAAGAAGAAUUUAAGCUCGAAAUCCCAGAUUUGGAAGCUGAUAAAAUUGACUCCUGUCAUCUUGCUAUUGAGUACAUCUACAACCAUCCUAUGGCUGGUUAAUUCGAGCUCAUGCAUCUUUUGACUAUCCUGUAUUGUGUGGACAAUGAGCUGCUCAGCCUCCUCUUCGGUUGCUUUGUCUUGAGCGUGAAGCAGAGGAUGGAAAAUAAUCUCAACUUUUGUGAUAAAAGAUAAUCCACCAAGAAACUAAAAUCCUCUUCUUGCCUUUGUGCAAAUUUUCAAUCUUUCACUGGACAUUGAUGAUGAUGAAUAACUUAAUCAUUUGUCUUCAAUAGCAAUUUUGGAUUGGUUUUCA